Molecule: messenger RNA, 2050 nt
Organism: Anarrhichthys ocellatus (wolf-eel)
Lineage: Eukaryota; Metazoa; Chordata; Actinopteri; Perciformes; Anarhichadidae
Gene: shmt1
Product: serine hydroxymethyltransferase 1 (soluble)
Exons: 12
Coding region: 161-1615 (484 amino acids)
Biological process (GO): tetrahydrofolate interconversion
Cellular component (GO): mitochondrion; cytoplasm; nucleus
Molecular function (GO): pyridoxal phosphate binding; glycine hydroxymethyltransferase activity
Source: RefSeq, a predicted model, not a curated record
AUUGGUGGAUAGAUUGGCGGACUUUACCCUCGCAGAGUGGUCUGUUGUUUUGUCUCAGCCCUGUGGUCAGACUUCAGUACAGUAUCAACUACAUGCGACAGCGAAGAGAGCCUCCACUCUGCUGAUUUCCACUGUGUGUGACCAGAGAAACAGAGAAACCAUGUCUUCAACAAAUGACCACAAUGUUGUUGUGAGCAAAGACACGUGGGAUUCACACAACAGGAUGAUGUUGGAGCCUCUGUCCGCCAGCGACUCUGAGGUGUUCUCCAUCAUAAAGAAAGAGAAGCACAGGCAGACGUACGGUCUGGAGCUGAUAGCGUCAGAAAACUUUGCCAGCAGAGCCGUGCUCGAGGCUCUGGGUUCCUGCAUGAACAACAAAUACUCUGAGGGAUAUCCCGGUCAGAGGUACUACGGUGGUACGGUGCAUGUUGAUGAGCUGGAGAGGCUCUGUCAGAAGAGGGCGCUGGAGACCUAUGGUCUGAACUCAGAGAAAUGGGGUGUCAACGUGCAGCCGUACUCGGGUUCACCUGCUAACUUUGCCGUCUACACGGCCGUCGUGGAGCCCCAUGGCAGGAUCAUGGGGCUGGACCUUCCUGAUGGAGGUCACCUGACACACGGCUUCAUGACUGAGAAGAAGAAAAUCUCCGCCACGUCCAUCUUCUUUGAGUCCAUGCCGUAUAAGGUGAAUCCAGAGACUGGCUACAUCGACUAUGACAGACUGCAAGAAAACGCUCGGCUGUUCCACCCCAGACUCAUCAUUGCAGGAACCAGCUGCUAUUCCCGCAACCUUGACUACGCCCGCCUGAAGCAGAUCGCUAAUGAGAACGGUGCAUACUUGAUGGGAGACAUGGCUCACAUCAGUGGACUGGUGGCUGCUGGAGUGGUGCCCUCACCCUUUGAGUACUGUGACAUUGUUACCACGACCACACACAAGACGCUGCGUGGCUGCCGCUCUGGACUCAUCUUCUACAAGAAAGGCGUGCGGAGUGUUGAUGCCAAGGGGAAGGAGACUCUGUACAACUUGGAGUCUUUGAUCAACCAGGCUGUGUUUCCAGGGCUGCAGGGAGGACCGCACAACCACGCUAUCGCAGGUGUUGCUGUUGCUCUCAAACAAGCCAUGACGUCAGAGUUCAAGGCCUACCAGAUGCAGGUUCUUGCUAACUGCAAAUCUCUGUCCACUGCCCUGAUUGACCACGGCUACAAGAUUGUGACUGGCGGCUCUGACAACCACCUGAUCUUGCUUGACCUUCGCAACAAAGGGACUGAUGGAGGACGAGCUGAGAAGGUUUUGGAAGCCUGUGCCAUCGCUUGUAAUAAGAACACCUGUCCAGGAGACAAGAGUGCUCUGCGGCCUAGUGGUCUGAGGUUUGGCUCUCCAGCUCUGACCUCCAGAGGCAUGAUGGAGGAUGAUUUCAAGAAGGUGGCCGAGUUCAUUCAUAGAGGUAUUGAGCUGACCUUGGAGGUGCAGAGAAGCCUGGAUCCCAAGGCCACGCUGAAGGAGUUCAUUCAGGCGCUGGCCCAGGCAGACAAGUUCCAGCAGCGGGUAACAGAAAUCAAGGCCGAGGUGGAAGGUUUCGCUGGCCAGUUCCCCAUGCCAGGCCUCCCUGAGCUGUAGAGGGCUGGACCGAUGAUUUAAAAAAAAAAAAACAUUAUAAUGCCAAAUUUUGCUGGUGUGUUGUUUCGUCUGUGUAUUUGUUUUGAGUGUACAUGUGUUCAUCUGUCACAACUCAAAUCAAGAUACUUACUUAAGCUUGGAACUGAUUUUUCUUAAUAGAAAGAUUUGCAGACUGCAUUGAUCCAGUGUUGCUUCAGCACCUUUGCUGUUUGUAGUUUUCCACUGUUGCUUUGGUCUCCAAUGUUACGAUCACAUUUAAGCUUUAAUCUCAAAUCUAAUUUACUGUAUUCAAUUUACAAUUCCAAAGUUUUGUUACACUACUGCAGAUUUAAGCACAAAACAUGAAUAUUAUUUUCAUACAUGACACGUACUGUAUACGUUUACAACAUAAUUGUUGCAUUCAAUUGAAGGAUUCAUAAUAAAUGAAACAAAAGA